UUUCAGGCAGCCUCAGCGAAAUCAUCGCCUCACACCUUCCGAUGAUGAGCAUCUCCAGAAAACAACACUCCAUCGUUUGGAGAGAGACUCACCAAACAUUAUGUUUAUUGAAAAUUGCACUAAUUUUGGUUUCUCCAUCAAUGGGAACACAGUGGUAGGCCCUUGCGCUAUUUUGCCACAAGCCAUCCUGCAGUGGAAUGUUGGCACAUACAAAGAUAUUAUUCCAGAAAGUCUUGCUCUGUUCUAUAUGCUGGAGCCCAAAAUAGAAAUUGUGGUCCUGGGAACAGGAGCCAAAGUAGAGAGGCUGGAUCCAGAUGUCCUAAAAUGUUUGCAGCAACGCGGAAUCGCUGUGGAAGUACAAAGCACGCCUAAUGCUUGUGCUACUUUCAACUUCCUGGUAAGCGAACGGCGUGUGACAGCUGCUGGACUCAUACCUCCUCCUCCUGCUACCAUGUAUGAAUAAGCCUUUAAGGAACGCUUCAUUAUGAUAGGGCAUAAACCAUUGACAUACAUACUUUAAAAACUGAAGGUUUGAUUGUCUGUGUAUUGGAGUGGUCUCUGAGACUAGAGAGAUAAGUCCACAUAGCUGGGUUGAAAUUUUUUUGGGCAAGUGAUUUGGAAAGGCUGACUUGGGUCCUGGCUAGCCUUGUGCCUAAGGCAUGAUUAGAACUCAAGGCUCCCAGUUUUCAAUCCAGUGCCUUUAACCGCGACACCAAACUGGCUCUUCAAUUUGCAUAAGCAACAGAUGUUCCAUGGGCCACCAAAUAAACAUUCUUCGUUGUGAACCUCUAGAAUAAGGGAGUCAAACUUGCGGCCCGCGAGCCGGAUGCAUCACACACUGGCCACCGUGGCUUUUAGCAAAGGACAAAGUCGUGAUACAUCAUGUGACGAUGUGACACCGCGAGUUUGGCACACACCCCCCCCUGCUCUAGAACCAUUUCACUAUUAGCUUUCCCAGGCCAAUCAAAGCAAGAACAGACUGGAUUUGAGAAACUUGUGAUCUUUAACAAAGAAGAGAGUUCCUAAAGUUAAGAGUGCAAGAGUUAUAGGCUACUAUGACAGCAGCCAGUUGUCCAUGCGUAUGUUGCUCUACUGUUUUGUAAAAUCGUUAAAAAAAUACAGCCCCAACUGUGAAGAAUGAAGGACCUGGGUAAUGGACCAGAGAAGAAAAACAUCAUUCCAAGAUUUUGAGACUUGAACCUGUUUCAUAAUAAAUACACUAUAUUGCCAAAAAUAUUCGCUCAUCCAAAUAAUCAGAAUCAGGUGUUCCGAUCACUUCCA
Messenger RNA from Thamnophis sirtalis, 1281 nucleotides. The record is from RefSeq and is a predicted model, not a curated record. NCBI's taxonomy places the organism in Eukaryota, Metazoa, Chordata, Lepidosauria, Squamata, Natricidae.